AUGCUGUCCAAUGUUUUAGACGCUACCAACGUGGACACAGAUACGGUACGAUUCCUCAGUGAAGCCACACAGGAGAGAAAGCUGACCAACGUCACCACCGGCUGGGAGAUGGCUAACUCCAGUGCCUGCUCAAUGUCUGGGCGAAUGCACAUGAACAACAAGGGCGUAGUGGGGGCCGUAAGAUGGAAG
Molecule: messenger RNA, 189 nt
Organism: Sphaeroforma arctica JP610
Lineage: Eukaryota; Ichthyosporea; Ichthyophonida
Exons: 1
Source: RefSeq, a predicted model, not a curated record